Molecule: messenger RNA, 171 nt
Organism: Striga hermonthica
Lineage: Eukaryota; Viridiplantae; Streptophyta; Magnoliopsida; Lamiales; Orobanchaceae
Source: the annotation of a GenBank genome assembly
CCAAACCACAAGGUAGUAAAGAACCUCGGUUUGAAGGGGAGCUGUAUAACCGAGUAGAUAAGUUAUUCGACUUUUCUCCGAACAAGCAAAGAUAUCAACAACUUGUGAAGGAUUAUCGGUUGGAACUCGCGGGUUUAUCACCAGGAGUACUUGAUUAUGUGUUUCAGCCGG